AAAAUAAGAAUAUUCGUUUCGUAACGACUGACCGCGACGGCUGUGUGACAUUGACCGUAAAUAAUAAUACAAAUAUUUCACAUAGGAGUGUGAUUAAAAAGAAAUUGUAAAUGAAUUAGAAGCUUGCAACAAAUAUUAGAAAAAUGCAAUCGCUACGGAGAUCAGCUGUGUAUUGGACUAAUGUCAAUAAACAGUUCACAAGAUCAGUGUCAUUAAAUAAUGUUGAGGAGAACACAACUGAAAACCUUAAAUCAUGGCAGGAAAUCCCCGGACCCUCGUCGCUACCUCUCAUUGGGCAAUUGCAUCACUUCCUACCAGGAGGAUACUUAUCUAAGCGCAGUGAUCUUCUAAGUGAAAAAAACUAUAGAAAGUACGGACCAAUUGUCAGAUUUCAAGGCUUCUUUGGAUCACCUCCGGUGAUAACACUGUAUGACCCAGAAGUUAUAUCCCAUAUAUUGCGGAGUGAAAACACGUUGCCAAUUCGUCCUGGAUUGCAAUCCCUGGAAUAUUUCAGAACGAAAGUAUUAACGAAAGAGGGGUAUCCCCCGGAUACUCCAACUGGUUUGAUAACAGAUCAAGGUGAGGUAUGGAAAAAAUUUCGAUCAACGGUCAAUCCCAUUAUGCUGCACUCCAAAAUCAUAAAAUUGUACAAGGAAACUCUAAAAGAAGUGGCAGAUGAUAUGGUGAAGCGAAUGAGACGAAUACGCAAUGAUAAGAACAUACUUACAGAAAAAUUUGACAUGGAGAUGAAUUUAUGGGCACUAGAAUCCAUAGCAGUGGUAGCGCUUGGUGGGCGUCUUAACUGCCUGGAUGAAAAUUUACCAGACGACUCUCAUGCGAAAAGACUAAUUCAUCAAGUUCAUAAUAUAUUUAUUUUAUCAGACAAAUUGGACUUCGCACCCGGCUUAUGGAGAUACAUUCCAACACCAACCUUUAACCGAGCGAUGAAAUAUUACGAAGAACAAAUGAAAACAAGUAAAUUCUUCAUAACAAAAGCUAUGAAAAAAUUUAAAAAUACUCAAAAGUCUUCUAAUGAUGAAAAAAGCGUUCUUGAAAAGUUGUUUGAAAUUGACGAACAUAUUGCAGUCAUUAUGGCAACCGAUAUGUUAUUUGCUGGAGUUGAUACAACGGCUAACACAAUAACAGCAAUACUUUAUCAUCUAGCUUCGAACCCAGAUAAACAAAGCAAACUACGAGAAGAGAUCAUGUCGAAAGAAGAAAAACAGCCCUAUCUGAAAGCAUGCUUAAAAGAAUCUAUAAGAUUGAUGCCAGUUGUCGCAGGAAACAUGAGGCAAACUAGCAAAGAAUAUAAUCUUUUUGGAUACAAAGUACCUAAAGGGAUGUACAUUAUGUUUGCGCAUCAAGCAUUAUCUGUAAUGGAAGAAUAUUAUCCACGUUCGAAAGAGUUUAUUCCUGAAAGAUGGAUCGUGGAGAAGGGUGAUCCACUAUAUCAUGGAAACACGCAUCCAUUUGCUUAUAACCCUUUUGGAUUCGGUGUUCGAAGUUGCAUAGGUCGACGUAUAGCUGAGUUGGAAAUUGAAACAUUCCUCACUACGGUCCUUGAAAAUUUCAAAAUUGAAUGGGUCGGACCGCCUCCGAAGAUCCACACCAGUACUAUCAACUACAUUAAAGGACCUUACAACUUUGUUUUUAAGGAUCUUUAAUGUUUAUAUAUUUUUAGGCUGUCAUAAAGAAAUAAUAAAAUAAUUUUCUAAUUUA
Messenger RNA from Nymphalis io (European peacock), 1719 nucleotides. Its product is annotated as cytochrome P450 CYP12A2-like. The record is from RefSeq and is a predicted model, not a curated record. The transcript has 10 exons. The coding region runs from base 144 to 1664 and encodes 506 amino acids. NCBI's taxonomy places the organism in Eukaryota, Metazoa, Arthropoda, Insecta, Lepidoptera, Nymphalidae. Gene Ontology annotation, molecular function: heme binding; iron ion binding; oxidoreductase activity, acting on paired donors, with incorporation or reduction of molecular oxygen.